This is a messenger RNA of Oryctolagus cuniculus (rabbit), 2993 nucleotides long. The record is from RefSeq and is a predicted model, not a curated record. NCBI's taxonomy places the organism in Eukaryota, Metazoa, Chordata, Mammalia, Lagomorpha, Leporidae.
GCUUUCUCGUUCGUCAUUUGUGUGCCUUGGGUGCAGACUUCUCCCCGCUUUGAAUCGCACUGAAGACAGAAAGGGAAAGAGGCAGCAGCCCCGUAGUGGGUGUAGCAGAGUUAGGAGCUUCGUGAUUUCUCUUCCCGGAAAAGCGCCAUCGGGGUGAGAGACGGAGAUUGAAGGAGGCGGUGGAUGGAAGGUGAGGAUGCCAUGAGGAAAGCCGGUGUGGCCCACAGCAAAUCUAGCAAGGAUAUGGAGAGCCACGUGUUCCUGAAGGCCAAGACUCGGGAUGAAUACCUUUCUCUCGUGGCCAGGCUCAUCAUCCACUUCCGAGACAUUCAUAACAAGAAAUCUCAAGCUUCUGUCAGUGAUCCUAUGAAUGCGCUCCAGAGCCUGACUGGCGGACCUGCCGCGGGAGCAGCUGGAAUUGGCAUGCCUCCUCGGGGCCCAGGACAGUCCCUGGGCGGCAUGGGCGGCCUUGGCACCAUGGGACAACCGAUGCCCCUCUCAGGGCAGCCACCCCCUGGGACCUCAGGGAUGGCCCCUCAUGGCAUGGCUGUGGUGUCUACAGCAGCCCCACAGACCCAGCUGCAGCUCCAGCAGGCGGCGCUGCAGCAGCAGCAGCAGCAGCAACAGCAGCAGUUCCAGGCGCAGCAGGCAGCGCUGCAGCAGCAGCAGCAGCAGCAGCAGUUCCAGGCGCAGCAGAACGCCAUGCAGCAGCAGUUCCAGGCCGCGGUGCAGCAGCAGCAGCAGCAGCAGCAGCACCUGAUCAAGUUACAUCAUCAGAACCAGCAGCAGAUACAGCAGCAGCAGCAGCAGUUGCAGCGGAUGGCACAGCUGCAGCUGCAGCAGCAGCAGCAGCAGCAGCAACAGCAGGCUUUGCAGGCCCAGCCGCCCAUGCAGCAGCCGCCCAUGCAGCAGCCUCAGCCUCCCCCCUCCCAGACCCUACCCCAGCAGCUGCAGCAAAUGCAUCACCCACAGCACCACCAGCCACCGCCACAGGCCCAGCAGCCGCCAGUUGCUCAGAACCAACCGUCACAGCUCCCACCACAGUCCCAGCCCCAGCCUUUGGUGUCCCAGGCUCAAGCCCUCCCUGGACAGAUGCUGUACGCCCAGCAGCAGCUGAAAUUUGUCCGAGCCCCGAUGGUGGUGCAGCAGCCGCAGGUGCAGCCCCAGGUGCCACAGGUUCAGCCCCAGGUGCCGCAGCAGACAGCGGUGCAGACAGCUCAGGCUGCCCAGAUGGUGGCUCCUGGAGUCCAGAUGAUCACCGAAGCCUUGGCCCAAGGCGGGAUGCAUGUAAGAGCCCGGUUCCCACUCACCUCCGCAGUGUCUGCCGUCCCGGCGAGCUCCAUUCCUUUGGGCAGACAGCCCACAGCACAGGUCAGCCAGAGCAGCCUCACCAUGCUGUCCUCGCCGUCGCCCGGCCAGCAGGUGCAGACUCCGCAGUCCAUGCCCCCUCCCCCCCAGCCGUCCCCGCAGCCUGGCCAGCCCAGCUCGCAGCCCAGCUCCAACGUCAGCUCUGGCCCAGCACCGUCCCCCAGCAGCUUCCUGCCCAGCCCCUCCCCGCAGCCCUCCCAGAGCCCCGUGACAGCACGGACCCCGCAGAACUUCAGCGUCCCCUCGCCUGGACCUUUGAACACCCCUGUGAACCCUAGCUCCGUCAUGAGCCCCGCUGGCUCCAGCCAGGCCGAGGAGCAGCAGUACCUGGACAAGCUGAAGCAGCUGUCUAAGUACAUCGAGCCCCUGCGCCGCAUGAUCAACAAGAUCGACAAGAACGAAGACAGGAAAAAGGACCUGAGUAAGAUGAAGAGCCUUCUGGACAUUCUGACCGACCCCUCUAAGCGCUGUCCCCUCAAGACCCUGCAGAAGUGUGAGAUCGCCCUGGAGAAGCUCAAGAAUGAUAUGGCGGUGCCCACGCCCCCACCACCUCCAGUGCCACCAACCAAGCAGCAGUACCUGUGCCAACCGCUCCUGGACGCCGUCCUGGCCAACAUCCGCUCCCCCGUCUUCAAUCAUUCCCUGUACCGCACGUUCGUGCCGGCCAUGACGGCCAUCCACGGCCCACCCAUCACGGCCCCGGUGGUGUGUGCCCGGAAGCGCAGAUUUGAGGAGGAUGAGCGGCAGAGCAUCCCCAACGUGCUCCAAGGGGAGGUGGCCAGAUUAGACCCCAAGUUCUUGGUGAACUUGGACCCUUCUCACUGCAGCAACAACGGCACCGUCCACCUGAUAUGCAAGCUGGAUGACAAGGACCUGCCGAGCGUGCCACCGCUGGAGCUCAGCGUGCCUGCCGACUACCCCGCCCAGAGCCCGCUGUGGGUCGACCGGCAGUGGCAGUACGAUGCCAACCCCUUCCUGCAGUCGGUGCACCGGUGCAUGACCUCGAGGCUGCUGCAGCUCCCCGACAAGCACUCGGUCACAGCCCUGCUCAACACCUGGGCCCAGAGCGUCCACCAGGCCUGCCUGUCGGCCACCUAGCUGGGGCCGUGGACAGGCCUCCUGUCGGACGAGGUGGGCAGCGGCUCCCUGCGGGGCCCGGGUUAGGUUAGCUUUCCUGCUUCUAUCUUCCGCCUUGGGGACCUGCCACGCAUUUACCCCAGCUGUACAGUCCCGGCACGGGUGGCCGGGAGCUGGGAGCCGUCUUCUCAGAACAUCGUCCACAGGACUUGCUCCAGGAGUCAGACACUUCCCACGGCCCCCAGGCUCCGCGUCCGCUCUCAGCAGCAUGGGGGAGAGCUCAGGGCCCUGCUGAGGCGUCCUGUACACGUGUGCUGGGGGCGUGGGUGGCCUGGGAGAGCCCCUGCGCACACAGCCCUCCACACAGUGUUGGGGCACGUGGGGCACUCCGCGGGGAAGGCGCCCGCCGUGAAGGAUGAAGAGUGACCAACUGGGCACUUCCUCUGGGCCACUCGGGAGCCGGCGGCCCCUCGUGGCGAGAGCUCCCCUUUUUAUAUGUGCACUACCCCGUCAUGUGGUUCUUACAAUAAAUUUAUUAUUCCUGUGUU